UGGGAAAAAUGACUUGCGAUACAAGACACCGCCAUGCUUUCGUUUCCAUUUGUCCUUUCGCUUUGGUUGUUAUUCGGCGGUAACCAAGGACAGGUCAAUAAAACAAAGGUUAGUUUGAGCCCCAUGCAGUUUAAACACACAAAUUUGGGCAAGAGGGGUGGAUGAGUUGGGCUAAAGAUUGACUUCUUCAAUCCCCCGGGGGCUAUAAAAAUAGCCCCAUUUUUUUGCUUGUCAUCAUACUGUACUGGAACACAGUGCCAUGUUGUCUGCGGGCCUCCUGCUUGUCUGCGUGAGCCUACUCGGAGUCCAAGGAAUCCGGACGUCUCUGGACGGCAUGGAUUCUGACGAUGGACAACAUCCCAUACGAAAAAGUUUCCCGCGCUUCUUUUCUGACACAACCUCAUGGGUGCGUCAAAAACUAACUUUCCGCAAAGAGCCUGAACUUUGUGAUCCAAACCCAUGCUUUCACAACGGCCAAUGCAACGUCCUUUCUGACAAAGUAACGUGUUCGUGUCGCGAGCCUUUCAUGGGCGACAAGUGUCAAAAAGCUAAAGAUGUCUGCAAGGAUAUGAAUUGUCAUUUUGGUGACUGCGUGUUGAACUCGGCUGGAGGACCAGAGUGCAAGUGCACAUACCCCUACCUCGGAACCAACUGCCUCCAACAGCAAGCCGUUCCCUGCAGUCCCAAUCCUUGCCACAACGGAGGCGUCUGUAUGGAGCAAAAUCGCCACCAAACUAUGAUCUAUUUAAAUGAAGCUCUCUCCAGUCCAUCAUGA
Hippocampus comes (tiger tail seahorse) is the source of this 775-nucleotide messenger RNA. Its product is annotated as hyaluronan-binding protein 2-like. Gene Ontology annotation, biological process: heterophilic cell-cell adhesion; establishment or maintenance of epithelial cell apical/basal polarity. The coding region runs from base 260 to 775 and encodes 171 amino acids. Lineage: Eukaryota; Metazoa; Chordata; Actinopteri; Syngnathiformes; Syngnathidae. The transcript has 6 exons. Gene Ontology annotation, cellular component: protein-containing complex; plasma membrane. The record is from RefSeq and is a predicted model, not a curated record.